Molecule: messenger RNA, 1232 nt
Organism: Brassica rapa (field mustard)
Lineage: Eukaryota; Viridiplantae; Streptophyta; Magnoliopsida; Brassicales; Brassicaceae
Product: protein ENHANCED DISEASE RESISTANCE 2-like
Source: RefSeq, a predicted model, not a curated record
UUUGGGAGAAUCCGUCUCUUCAUCAGCUGAAAAGGUUUUGUUUACUUCUCCCUUAGAUUAUUUUAAUUAAUUGUCUAUGAAGUUGGAAUUAUUCUCCCUUUUUUUUUUAUAAUCAUCGCUGAAUCUUCGUGAACCUCUCAAAAAGUUUUCUCUUUUUUCGUUUUCUGGGGUUUCGAUUGUUCUGUUUCCUUUACCAAGGUUUCCAACAAGACAUGGCUGCUUCCUCCGGUGUUGAAACUGAGCCGGAAUGGAUCAAAAGAGUCAAAUCAGAAGGAGCUGUUCCGUGUCUUAAGCUAGACAGCAAGGACUGCAAAAACAGUUGGACAACACCAUCUCCCAACACAUUUAUGGUCAGAGGACCACAUUAUUUCUCCGACAAGGUCAAAGUACCUGCUGGUGACUUCCUUCUAAAGCCUCUUGGUUUCGACUGGGUUAAAGGACCCACGAAGCUCUCUGAGAUCCUAAGCUAUCCAAGCAGCCGAAUCAGGAAAGCUAUCGAUGAGCAGUUUCAGACAGAGGAUGCUACUGCUAAGCCUUUUGUCUGGGCCUUCAAUCUCCAGCUUCCUCACAAAGACAACUACAGCGCCGUGGCUUACUUCGUUUCUACAGAGCCUAUCCUCCAAGGCUCACUCAUGGAUCAGUUUCUGAAAGGAGACGACGGGUUUAAGAAGUCGAGGCUGAAACUGAUUGCAAACAUCGUCAAAGGGCCUUGGAUCGUGAGAAAAGCUGUUGGAGAGCAAGCUAUAUGUGUCAUUGGACGUGCACUCUCUUGCAAGUACGUUUCGGGAGAGAAUUUUGUGGAGAUUGAUGUGGAUAUAGGGUCUUCGAUGGUUGCUAGCGCCAUUGUUCACCUCGCGUUUGGGUACAUUACGACGCUGACCGUUGAUCUUGCUUUCCUCAUCGAGAGCCAGACGGAUGCAGAGCUUCCAGAAAAGCUAUUAGGAGCUGUGAGAUUCUCCGAGCUACAGACUGACUCGGCUGUGUCUAUGGAACUGUCUUCGAGCACCAGCAAUGAGCGGUCUAGCUGGUGGAAAUCGCUUGGGAAUGGAUUCUCUAAUCUGCUUAAUCAAGAUACACCAAACAUGAACAAUACAUCCUUUGGUAAUUUACAAAGGGAUGAAGAUGUAAAGAAACCGUAACUGGCUUGAUAAUUCUUUUAGUUUCUUUGAUUUAAUUACAACUAAAACCUUAUCAUUUAACAUUGCAAAUGUAUAGAUUGUUUUUUUUACUAA